AUGGAGAGUUCAGAAGACGAUGCGGGCACCGCAACAAAUGCUUCCCGCCGCGAUUCGGCGCGGGAAAAAGAGAUCGGACGCCUUGAAGACGUCGAAGCAACUAGUAGUUAUCUACAAGACUCAACUGAAGCCAGGACGUCGUGUCAAACCCCCGCGAUGUCCGAGGAUAAUUUCGAUGGCGACAGCGUACCUUCGCCGUCUGCCCAAUAUGUCAACACCAGCACUGAGGCGAUUUUGGACAUGAUAGAUGAAAUCGUAGACGGGCCUGGCGCUCCAAAACGACUACCUUUGUUGUUGGAUACGGACGCUGAAUCUGCAGUGUGUAGUUCCGAACAUCAAAACAUCGAAUCGGCGGGUUUACAAAAACCUGAGGAUAGAUUUAUAAAAUCAGAAUCUGUCAACCCUCCUAUUAGUGAUAUCCAUCAAUCUAAUAGUGUGGAAAGUAACGAUAAGUGUACAGAAAUCCCUUUAAGUGUUGAAAUUAGUGUAAAAUCUGAAUCAGAUUCUAUCCCCUGUGUAUCUGUUGUUACUUCUAAUGUUGAUAGUGUAAACAACAGCAAAUUGAGUGCUACACAAGCAACAAUUAGUGAAUAUCCUCAAUCAGAACCUAAAAUCUGUGUGUCCAGUGACUAUGGUGAUAGUACUUGCAUUCAAAGAGACAUUGGUGUAAAUUCUGAUGAACAGAAGACAGUAAAAGUUCACAUAAUGACUUUCAAGCUACUUAUGAAAAUGUUGAGGUUCAAAGUGUCCCUAUUUGUACUGAAAGUGAUAUGA
This is a messenger RNA of Leptosia nina, 774 nucleotides long. NCBI's taxonomy places the organism in Eukaryota, Metazoa, Arthropoda, Insecta, Lepidoptera, Pieridae. The record is from the annotation of a GenBank genome assembly.